CAGACCGGUAGUGGUAGGUAGGCGGGUAGGAAGGACGACUCUUCACGUUGGUCGCAUUUAUCCUAGGAAGUUGCCACUACGGCCCUCUGUCGUUGCAUUUAAGCUGUUCGGUGGCAGAGGAGCCGUCUGCCGAAUCUCUCUCUCUCUCUCUCUCAGGGGUGUUCUGAGAUCACAUAGAAAGAUGGUGAAGGCCGUUGCUGUUCUUGGCAGCAAUGCAGGUGUCAAUGGCACCAUAUACUUUACUGAGGAAGAAGAUGGCUCAACUAAAGUAACUGGAAGUGUUUCUGGUCUUAAACCUGGGCUUCAUGGAUUCCAUGUCCAUGCUCUUGGUGACACAACAAAUGGUUGCAUGUCAACAGGACCACAUUUUAACCCUCAUGGUAAAGAGCAUGGUGCUCCCGAGGAUGAAAACCGUCAUGCUGGUGACCUUGGGAAUGUUACUGUUGGUGAGGAUGGUACUGUUAACUUCACCAUAGUUGACAAACAGAUUCCUCUUUCUGGACCCAAUUCAAUUGUUGGAAGGGCUGUUGUUGUGCAUGCUGAUCCUGAUGAUCUUGGAAAAGGAGGACAUGAACUCAGCAAAAGCACUGGGAAUGCUGGUGGCAGAGUAGCCUGUGGUAUUAUUGGCCUGCAAGGUUAAUCUGGCACUAUUCCAUAUCUUGGGGUAGAAUUUGCGGUUCUCCAAAGGUUUCUUCAUAGGGUUCUUGCAAAUUGAAAUUAUAUGGAAUAAAGAGAUGGGCGUGUAUUGUGAGAUAUAGCUGAGAAGCCUGAAAAUGUGUUGUUUCCGCCAUGCUCUUUUUGUCAUAGAACCUGAGAUGUUUGUACUGCUCAUUUURCAUGGACUCUCUCUUAGACCCCAUUUGCUUUUCAGUAAGUUACUUACCUGGGCAAGUUUUUCCUGGGAAACA
Messenger RNA from Nelumbo nucifera (sacred lotus), 908 nucleotides. Its product is annotated as superoxide dismutase [Cu-Zn]. NCBI's taxonomy places the organism in Eukaryota, Viridiplantae, Streptophyta, Magnoliopsida, Proteales, Nelumbonaceae. Gene Ontology annotation, biological process: superoxide metabolic process. The record is from RefSeq and is a predicted model, not a curated record. Gene Ontology annotation, molecular function: copper ion binding.